This is a messenger RNA of Linum trigynum, 2712 nucleotides long. The record is from the annotation of a GenBank genome assembly. NCBI's taxonomy places the organism in Eukaryota, Viridiplantae, Streptophyta, Magnoliopsida, Malpighiales, Linaceae.
CCUAGAAGCAAACGACCCCUAAAGAAAACCGGCAAUCACCCGUUAAUUAUGGACGGCACGGGCCGGCAUAGUACCUUCUGACCGGGACGACGACGUUGAGCCUACAUGUCUCGUUCUGCCAGCGAGGAGCGCUGCGCGCUUCCUUGUGAAACUCCGGUCUCCUCUCCUUUGCUUCCGAUCUGGAACUGGACUGAACUUUACCUCUAUAGUGCCAAUGGCUGCUGCUCCGCAAUCGCAGCUUUUCUUGUCUCCUUCUCAAGUAGCUAACUACUGAACAGCUUUCAACACCAAAACACAUACGAAGAAGUGAAGGAUCCAGGUUCCGGCGCGGGGAAAGAAAACAACAAUGCGACCUCCGAAGUCUAUCAGUAGAUUGCCGCCGGUGCUUCAUCUGGGCUGCAUCGCGGCGUUCUUCUUCUUCGUCUUCUUCUUCUUCAUUCAAUCUUCUUUCUUCUCAGGUAGUAAGAAAUCAGAUCCCAACACAGAAGGGGACAAGCGCACACUUUCUCAGUUUCAGUCCGCCGUUCAGCAAUGCGUGGCAAACAGGGGGCUUGGUCUUACUGCAUUAAUCACCGAUCAUUGUAAAAUGACUCUCAAGUUCCCAGAAGGCACCAACAGCACUUGGUACAAUGCACAGUUCAAGAUUUUUGAACCAUUGGAGUACCAUUAUGAUAUUUGUGAUACACUCAUGUUGUGGGAACAGUAUCGGAACAUGACUACUGUGCUGACACGAGAAUAUCUUGAUACUCGCCCUGAUGGGUGGUUUGAUUAUGCAGCAAAAAGGAUAUCUCAACUGGGAGCUGAGAAAUGCUACAACCGUAGUCUGUGUGAGGAAAACCUUAACGUGAUAUUACCAGCAAGGCCACCUUUCCACCCUAGGCAAUUUAAAACCUGUGCUGUUGUUGGUAAUUCUGGAGACCUUUUGAAGACAAAGUUUGGUAAAGAGAUUGAUGGUCAUGAUGCUGUUAUAAGAGAUAAUGAAGCUCCUGUUACCCAGAAAUAUGCACCACAUGUUGGACUGAAGAGGGAUUUCCGCCUUGUGGUUCGUGGUGCUGCUGCUAAUAUGGUCAAAAUUUUAGAAGGAUCUGAUGAUGAGGUGCUUAUCAUUAAAAGCAUGGCCCACAGGGACUUCAAUGCAUUGAUAAAGACUAUUCCGAACCCUGUUUAUCUCUUCCAAGGGAUCGUGCUGCGCAGGGGUGCUAAAGGAACUGGGAUGAAAUCUAUUGAACUUGCACUUUCAAUGUGUGAAAUUGUUGACAUAUACGGUUUCACGGUUGAUCCUGGCUACACUGAAUGGACAAGAUACUUCUCUACUCCACGUAAAGGGCAUAAUCCACUUCAAGGACGAGCAUAUUACCAACUCCUAGAAUGUCUUGGUGUCAUUAGAAUCCACUCCCCCAUGAGAGCUCAGAGGAAGCAAGACUGGUCCAAUGUCCCAAGCCGAGAAAUGGUAUCCAGAGCACAUGCAGCAGCCAUGCGGUUGAAGCUUGGAGAGGAGAUCGCAGGGUUAGGUCAGUUUGGAAAAUGCAAGGUGUGGGGUAGUGCAGAUGCUGCCAACAACGGGCCUAUCUCUGGAUCUCCUGACAUGAGUGAUGUAAGGAAAUAUUCGAACUACAGUAAGUGGGAGACGAUGCCGUUUCAAAGUCUUAGACGAGAGGCACGGGAUCAUUAUGCCCAGAUGGAGGAUGUGUCUUUGUACAAGAUGGAUGGCAAUAAGUUGGACGAUCUGGUAUGCGUCAAGCACAAGUCAGCAUCUUCAGUAUGAUUUGCAGUCUCGGCUUAUCAGUUAAGUGAACUACAUGAGCCUUUUUGGUGCAUGUGCGCGGAGAUUGAGAAGAGAAUACAAAGGAUGGUUUCCAGUGUCCAGUUUUGAUGUUCAAUUAGCUCCAACGAUGGUGAUCAGCUCAAAGGCUUCCAUUUUCAAUUUAGCUGUGUGCCGGUGUAAGCGGAUAUUAUUUGUAUGAACCUUAUUGAAUGAAAACUUGUGCACCUUAGGAUGUUGUAUUUAAUGUAAUCAAAGACAGCAGCAGUUAAAGAUAAACAGGACAGCCAGCAUGAGCACACGUUCAGAGUAGGCAGCAAAAAAAUCUUUCAACUUCACCACUUUCCAUUUCUACAAUCAGCAUUCAGCAAUGCAUGCAGUAGCAGGAGAUCGCAAUUUUUCAUCAGGGUGGAGGUCAAAUGCAUAUCAAAAGCAAUAUAACAGUCAGCUAACUUGUCACAAAUUAGAACAUGUAUAGUAGAGGAAUUGGAUUACUGCAGUUGAAGAAUCAGUUAUUCAUUUAUCAUCAAUCAAGCCGCCUUGACAUUCUUCUAAGACUUAACUCAUCAGAUUGACAGCCAAUCUACCACGAACUAGCGAUUGACGUUACAUUUGGUUAGAGCUAUCGAGGGUCUCAUGUAAACAAGGGUCAAGACCCUUGGUUACUUGAGAUGCAGCGGCAUCUUACCUGAUUAACUGGGUAGUAGGACUUAACUAGUACUAUACAUCUUGCAAAUGAGCCGCGUCGAACCGAGAUUUGUCUCAGAUUAAGCUUGGCUCGUUAAUAAUCGAGCUCGAGCUCAUUUAUUAAAGAGCCAAGUCGAGCUUGAGCUAGGCUUCUUUACAAAAAUCUUAAUUCAUGUUUGAUACAUUCAUUUUGUAUGUUAUGUAUGAUACAUGUGAUAGAUGUCAUGUUGAAAAAAAAAAUAUAAUCAAACGUUCAACAUUAA